AUGUCGCCUCGUAUACGAAAACGGCCUAGUGCGCACCUGGAAGUUUCGACGAUUGGAUCAUGCUCAAGCGUCGUUUCACUAGAUGAAAUGGCCGAACUAGAAGAUUCGAUCGCGGGCCUCCAUCGAAAGCCAUCGUCGGAUGAGUUCUCACGGAUUGUGAAUGAAAUUAGCACACACCGACGCAUGAACGCAGACGUGCGAAAUCGCCGGAGUCAUCAGAGCUUUGCGAGCAGCGACGAUGGACGCAGUGGACACAGUCGCAUCAGCAGUUUCGAUGGAGAUGUAUCAACAUUGAGUGCUGUAAACAUACCUCCUUGCUGUUGUGGCCAGCCAGAGUGUGACGUGUCUCGUCGCGUACUGCAACAGAUCCAUGACAUGGAAUCUGAUCUACAACUGAGCGCCGAAAUUGGGCAGGCCCUUCUCCAGCGCCAGGAUGCUAUUGUGCAUCGCUCGCAGCAGGAAGCCGAAGAACAUGCGCACCAACGUGAUCAACUUCUCGCAAGACUUACGCAGACUAUCAAGGAGACGCAGGUCUUACAGCGCCAGCUCUCGCAAGCAACCUUUAAUCUAGAAGCAGCUGAUCAGAGCCACCAUGCCUUGCUUUCGGAACUAGAUGAAGUCCGGCAUCAGCUGAAGCAGACAAAGAUGCAUCGGAUCAAGGCGUCCAGCUUAGAAGCGAAGCUCGAGCGAGUGCAGACCGAGCUUGAAGACACGCGUGUCGAGCUCGCUAAUGAGCGGCGCCGCUUUGCUUCGGCAGAGGCGAAGCAAAAGCAAGUUGUGGCGCGUCGUUGUGAGGAGCUUCGCGCACGAUGGAACGGUGAGCGUUCUCGCAUGGCACAGGCGCAGCAAGCAGCUUCCCAGGCUAAAGCCAACAUUUGGGAUGCUGUCCGUGCGCGGCUUGCCGCCAAGCAGGGGGCAUCCGAGUCUGCCGCCGGGGCAAGUGAAGAGGACGAAGCAGAUCCAGAUCCAUUCUCGGACGAUGCUUUGCGGGAAAUUAUGAAUGAACAUGAGGCGCUGCGGCACGAAAAUGAGCACCUCCAGACACUUCUUCGCUCAAUGAACGACGAAAUGGCUGAGCUACGGGAAAUGUCCGAAGGUCCAGGCCCGUUGGUUGGCGUGUCGCUUGAGGCCGACAUCGACUCAUCACCGAUGCCAUUGCAUGCGUCGGAGCCGCGCGAACGCGAGCGUCGGGUGGUAUCGGACUCUUCACGUAGUGAGGCGCCCUCAGAAGACAUGACACGGCGCAGUGAUGGCUUGUCUGAAGGGACGGCCAUCACGACGCCGUCUACAUCGUCGCGUGCUCACAUGGACGACGAUGUCCUGUCGUACGACACUGGCUCCAUCGUUGCAUAUGGAUCUGAGCGUGACUUUGACACUCCUAUGGAGCAGCGAACGGCCUUGCUCAGCACAUUUCUUGAGGCAGCGAGCAGCACGUACUCGAAGCUGCAAAAGGCCGAUAUUGACUCCUUGACCACUCGCCUUCAGCGCCAGAAACUCGCGGGCGACGUAGGCCACUUGUCGCGCACAACAGUUCAAGCCAAUGUGCGCGAUCUCGAAGGUUGGCGUGAGCAUUUCCGCAAAGCCCUUGACAAAGAAGCGCGGCGCGGCGUACCGACUGACUCGAGUCUCGUCUCGCGCCGUGACUUUUUCACUCUUCUCAAGCUGCAGCGUGAUAUUCUCCUAGAGAUCGCUCGCCUACGUCGAUGCAUCAAUGAAGUGCAUCUCAAUCCUGGCGCCGCAGCCAAACUCCUCCAUGAGCACCUCGGUGCCAACACGCUACCAGCAAAUCGGAGCUGGAUCUCUCGCAUGCUGACGGGCGUCCUGUCCACCGAGUCUAGUAGCUCCGCUUCUUCUACUGCUGCUUCUUCUGCUGCACCAGCUGCCGCCAUGUCGACACCUUCGUCCGCAACGCCCGAUACGUCCAAAGCGCCCGUCACAUCGACGACGGUGCAGGAUUCAGCAUUUGUGCGCUUCGUUGGAAACGAAGCUGCACCUAUGGCCGUACCACGCAGCGGCUCUUCUCGGCCUAGUGCAGCACCACCCACCCGUAUGAUGCCGCGGUCUCGAGCUUCAGCAUUAUCUUCCUCUGUGGCCGUACAUGCACAUGGCGCGUAUGCGAAUACAAAGUCAGGUGUCCUCAAGACUAAGGCCUCGCAACCUGCCCUUAUAGAAGCCGCUGCAGCAUCAUCUGGUGCACCAAAUCCGUCACCCAAUAUGGUCAUGCCAUGGAAAGAACCAACGCUACGAACCAGAGCGCGUGGUCUGAGUGACAGCUCUAUUCACAGUACCUUCUUGGAUCAUGGUGCUGCAAACGACAGCGUCGUGGAUCGGGUUAUUACUUCUAAUACGCUCACACUUGCAUCCGAGUAG
Messenger RNA from Malassezia globosa CBS 7966, 2370 nucleotides. RefSeq lists its product as uncharacterized. The transcript has a single exon. The record is from RefSeq and is a predicted model, not a curated record. The coding region runs from base 1 to 2370 and encodes 789 amino acids. Lineage: Eukaryota; Fungi; Basidiomycota; Malasseziomycetes; Malasseziales; Malasseziaceae.